UGGAGCUCUCUGCACGCAGCUCAUUGCUGGAGCAGCGGCAGCUUUCAUGUUUCCCCUGUCUCUCUGGACACUGGAGACUUUUAAAGGUUCCCACCAAAGCUUCAGCCAGCGAAUCGGGACGACUACACUCCCAGGGAAAACACUGUGGACUGGUUUUGAGGUACUUAUACUAUAAUGACCGCAAGGACCAAAAGACCUGCAGGCAAGGAGGAACACAUAAUGAACAAACCGACAGAGGUGGUGCUGAGGGUCCGGAGAGCCCUGUGGCUGGUACUGAGCAUGCUCAGUCUGUCUCUGCUGCUGGUGGUGCUGGGAGCCUACACAACGACGCGCACAGAGAGCCUGAAUGUGACUGGCUACAUCUCAGGAGUUUUUCUGACUCUUGGUUAUUUCCUGGGAUUUUUAGGACUCCUCCUAGAAGAGAACGGCAAGCAAUUGCUGACGGCUGCCAUUGUAUUCCUCAGCUUCGGGAUCAUCACCUCUUUUCUGUGCCUGAUGAUUGAUGGAGUCGGUAUCCUCUUAAACAUGGACGUGCGUCCCCUGAAAGCAGGGAGGUGUCAGUAUUACAGCAGCGGCAGCAGCAGCUACAUCUAUGAGAACUUCUACACCACGGUGCCAUGUCGGAAUCUGAGGGAGUCCUGUACCAUGACGGUACGAAGCGGGACCUGUUACUGCUGUGACCUUUACAACUGCGCCAAUGGAGACUAUAUGAACAACUACUUUGAGUUUGUUGGAGUGCAAAGCUGUGAGGAAGUUUUCACCCUGUACAUUUUAAUCUGGACCCUCACCGGCGUGAACCUGGUGGCCUUUUUCACAGGGAUACUGACCGCUGCCGUGCUGGGAAACAUCAAGUACUUGAGGAGCACCAACCUGGCGACUGCUGCCAUUAACAGCACAGCAUCUUCCCCUACAGCUCCUCUGCUGACGGACGGCAACACGCACACUCAGCAGCUUCUUCCUAGGAUGUCAGAGUUUUUCCCACCUGGAGAACAGACUGCUUCUACCCAGAGUUUUGUUCCAACAGUGCUCUCAGAGUCCAACCCGCCUCCCUUCAACCCGCUGACCACCCUGCUGUCUCAAAGAGUCCACGGCCCCUCUGCAUGAGCCGUAGCAUCACACCGAAAACACAUCCAGAGGAUGGAGGAAAAGAGGCAUCUGCAGAUUUUAUUCAAGAACUGAGCUUUAUGAAAUCUAGUACAUGGAGUUGUAAUGAUGUACAGGUUCAUAAAUAUUAACUAUUGGAGGUGAUAAUGGGUGAUAAUGUGUAUAUUUCAUACUAGAUGCAAUUAAAGAAAAUGCCGUCUUAGCAAAAGUACAGAAAUUAUUUUUAAUAUAACAAGAUUUUUCUUGGUAUUUUGACAUUCUGUUGUUGACACACUCUGCCUUGAAAAAGUACUUGUGUCACUUGACCUUUGUCACAUUUUGUCAUGCUAUAACCUCAAACAACAGAAAAAUAGGGCUUCUGAAAAGUGUGGUGUACAUUUGUAUUCAGACUUCCUGAAUUAAUACUUUGUAAAGCAAUGUUUUGCCACAAUUAAAGUUGUAAAGGGUUUGGGUGUGUCUCUGCCAGCUUUACACAACCAUUUUCAAAACUGUUGAGUCAAAAAAAACAUUUUGUAAAUUAAGUAAAUUCAAUAAGCACUUUUUUAUAGCUGCCCUUUGAUAUAUGCUACAGAUCCUCCACAGUAACCAUGGAUCUGAUGGCUACUUCUCUGAUUUACUCUCUUCUUGCAUGUAAGCUUUAGACAGAUAUCCAUGCAUUCUUAAGUUUGCAGUUUUGUCAUAUUGUUUCAAUAUUCAGAUAUUGUCUUGGAUUGUGCUCAACGAUGUUCAAAGUUUGGGAAAUUGCUCUGCAACCUGACCCUGCUUUAAACGUUUUUUGAUGUUUUCCUUGGAGACAAAAUGUAGAAAGUGUCAGAAUCUGAGUCGAGCCUUAGUCCAAAUGCAGCAUCAACUGAAGUCAAAAAAUAACCAGGGUCUCCUCCAAUUUCUAGAAGAAAUUGAAAGAUGAUCAUGUUUUAACAGUUAUGUUUUAUGAAUGAAUAUAACAUAAGCCUGACUCCUGGUGUUUAACACAUGUAUGAGCUGUAACUAUGGUCUCUGCAAAGUAGAAAAGUAAAAGAUCUG
This is a messenger RNA of Xiphophorus maculatus (southern platyfish), 2127 nucleotides long. RefSeq names its product transmembrane protein 255B-like. NCBI's taxonomy places the organism in Eukaryota, Metazoa, Chordata, Actinopteri, Cyprinodontiformes, Poeciliidae. The transcript is spliced from 9 exons. Bases 175 to 1104 code for a protein of 309 amino acids. The record is from RefSeq and is a predicted model, not a curated record.